This is a messenger RNA of Blumeria graminis f. sp. triticale, 468 nucleotides long. The record is from the annotation of a GenBank genome assembly. Lineage: Eukaryota; Fungi; Ascomycota; Leotiomycetes; Helotiales; Erysiphaceae.
AUGAUGCCUAAGAAUAAGGGUAAGGGAGGUAAAAACCGUCGCCGCGGAAAAAAUGAGAAUGACAAAGAGAAGCGAGAGUUGAUUUUCAAAGAAGAGGGCCAAGAGUACGCGCAAGUCCUCAAGAUGCUGGGCAAUGGUCGCCUUGAAGCCUUCUGCUUCGAUAGUUCAAGACGUAUGGCACACAUUCGCGGCAAAUUAAGAAAAAAAAUAUGGAUAAAUCAAGGAGAUAUUAUCCUCAUCUCCUUGCGCGAAUAUCAAGAUGAAAAAGGGGAUGUCAUCGUUAAGUAUUCUGCCGACGAGGCUCGUUCACUAAAGGCAUAUGGAGAACUGCCCGAGGGCGCUAAGAUCAAUGAAACAGAUACUUACGGUCAGGAAGGCGAUGGUGACUGCAAUUUUGAGUUUGAUGAAGAAAGAAGCGAAAGUGAAGAUGAUGAGCAAAACAAAAUGGUAGACAUUGACGAUAUUUAA